AGAGGAAAGGAGACUAGCUUCUAAUUGCCUUUGGUGAUAACACCGUUACAUUCCGCGAUCUGUCGAGAGCCCAGAAGAGAAGCUCAGGCUUCCACAUCAACCACCUCCAACAUGGCUAGGAGCCAAGCUCUCAGCUCUGCACCGACAGCCCUGCAGCACGGACAGGUCUCCCCUUAAAUGAAGCGACAUCCCUGCAGUCCCUAAGUUUAGGGAAAUAAAAUGGAAUUGAUCACGUUAAAAUUCACAGCUCUGCUGUUACUGUGCGCGCAGCACCAGAAGUUUAUACGGGCAAUUACUGACCUUGGGGAUUAUAUAACAACUGAUAUAGAAAUUUCCUGGUUACCUAACCUGGAUGAUUUAAUGAAAGGAUAUGCUCGGAACUUUCGACCAGGAAUAGGAGGUCCUCCUUUGAACGUAGCUUUGGCUAUAGAAGUUGCCAGCAUUGACCAUAUAUCAGAAGCUAAUAUGGAGUACACAAUGACAGUUUUCCUCCGUCAGAUCUGGAAAGACGAGCGGCUGUCAUAUAACCACACCAACAAGACCCUGGGCUUGGACAGCCGCUUUGUGGAUAAACUGUGGUUACCAGAUACAUACAUCGUGAACGCAAAGUCAGCCUGGUUUCAUGAUGUUACAGUAGAAAACAAACUCAUCAGGCUUCAACCAAAUGGAGUCAUAUUAUACAGCAUCAGAAUUACUUCCACAAUUUCUUGUGAUAUGGAUCUCACCAAGUACCCAAUGGAUGAGCAGGAAUGCAUGCUGGAUCUGGAAAGUUAUGGCUAUUCAGCAGAUGACAUUGUCUAUAAUUGGUCAGACAAUCAGGACCAGAUCCAUGGACUGGACCAAAUUCAGCUGGCUCAGUUUACAAUAACCAACUAUUACUUUGUCACAGAAAUGACAAAUUUCAAAUCAGCAGGUCAAUUUCCACGGUUAAGUCUUCAUUUCCAGUUACGGAGGAAUAGGGGGGUUUAUAUCAUUCAAUCGUACAUGCCUUCGAUCUUGUUGGUGGCAAUGUCUUGGGUAUCGUUCUGGAUCAGUCAGUCUGCAGUACCUGCACGUGUUUCCUUAGGUAUUACAACAGUGUUGACCAUGACAACAUUGAUGAUCAGUGCAAGGAAAUCUCUCCCCAGAGCAUCUGCAAUUAAAGCACUGGAUGUAUAUUUCUGGAUCUGUUAUGUCUUUGUUUUUGCUGCUCUUGUUGAAUAUGCCUUUGCACAUUUUAAUGCAGACUACAUGAGAAAGCAACGUGCAAAAAUUAAGGCCAAUAAAUCAUGUGUGGAGGCAAUUAAGAGAAAUGGAAAGGAUGCGAUAGUUCUGUUCUCCUUAUCAGCGGCUGGGGUGAACAAGGAAUUGCUCAUGUCCAACAGACUGCACCGGGCUCAUAGGAUUCUUCAUGGAGAUGAAAUUAAAAAUGGAAAGACAAGGGCAAAUAAACACAACUCAAAGUCCAGCAAUAAACUUACUCUGAAGUCUGUAUUCAAACCUAUUGAUUCUGACACCAUUGACAUUUAUGCAAGGGCCGUUUUUCCAGCUGCUUUUGCGGCUGUCAAUGUUAUUUACUGGGUCGCAUACACCAUGUAAACUGGCCCCAGCAUCAUAUUGUACAGGAAGCAGUUACAUGUACAUGAACAUAGAACAUACGCAUGAUGCCAAGUAUCCAGAGCCUUUGAUCUGAAUCCUUUGACAUGUCAAGGAAGCAUUUGAUAAAUGUAUAUAAGUAGUAAAUAAUGAAAUGUGAUUACUGUGACAUGAUGAGAUUUCUGUCUGCCAUUAUCCCUCGUUUAUCAGUCUUUUGCCC
Molecule: messenger RNA, 1795 nt
Organism: Hemiscyllium ocellatum (epaulette shark)
Lineage: Eukaryota; Metazoa; Chordata; Chondrichthyes; Orectolobiformes; Hemiscylliidae
Gene: gabrd
Product: gamma-aminobutyric acid type A receptor subunit delta
Exons: 9
Coding region: 220-1578 (452 amino acids)
Biological process (GO): regulation of membrane potential; chemical synaptic transmission; monoatomic ion transmembrane transport
Cellular component (GO): synapse; neuron projection; membrane
Molecular function (GO): extracellular ligand-gated monoatomic ion channel activity; GABA-A receptor activity; neurotransmitter receptor activity
Source: RefSeq, a predicted model, not a curated record